This is a messenger RNA of Cygnus olor (mute swan), 7853 nucleotides long. RefSeq names its product integrin subunit alpha 9 (gene ITGA9). Gene Ontology annotation, molecular function: integrin binding. The record is from RefSeq and is a predicted model, not a curated record. Gene Ontology annotation, biological process: cell-cell adhesion; cell-matrix adhesion; integrin-mediated signaling pathway. Lineage: Eukaryota; Metazoa; Chordata; Aves; Anseriformes; Anatidae. Gene Ontology annotation, cellular component: external side of plasma membrane; integrin complex.
GCCCAGUCCCGCCGGGUGCUGGCGGCUCGGGGCGAAGCCGAGCCGGGCACAGAAGUGAACCCGGGAGGAGGAGGAGGAGGAAGAGAAGAAGGAGGAGAAGAAGGAGGAGGCGGCGGGGCUGGGGCUCGCAGGAUGGCGGCGGGGUGGCGGGUGCUGGCGGCGCUGCUGGCGGCGGCCCUGGCUCGCUGCUACAACGUGGACCUGGGGCUCCCGGUGGUCUUCCAGGGCCCCAACGGCUCCUUCUUCGGCUACUCGGUGCUGCAGCACUACCACGACAGCACCCGGUGGGUCUUGGUUGGAGCUCCCAAGGCAGACUCUAAAUACAGCACCUCUGUUCAGUCCCCAGGAGCGGUGUUUAAAUGUCGAGUCCACACCAAUCCUGACAGAAGAUGCACGGAGCUGGAUAUGGGUCGAGGCAAUUCUCGGGGCAUGCUCUGUGGAAAGACCUGUAAAGAAGACAGAGAUGACGAAUGGAUGGGCGUGAGCCUGGCUAGACAGCCUAAGGCUGGUGGAAGUGUGCUGGCCUGCGCACACCGCUGGAAGAACAUCUACUAUGAGACAGAGUACAUCCUGCCCCAUGGCUUCUGCAACAUCAUUCCCCCCAACCUGCAGCCCACCGGGCGGAAGCUCUUGCCCUGCUACGAAGAAUACAAGAAGAAGUACGGGGAGGAGCACGGCUCAUGCCAGGCGGGGAUCGCGGGCUUCUUCACCGAGGAGCUGGUCAUCAUGGGGGCACCAGGAUCUUAUUACUGGACAGGAACAGUCAAAGUACUGAAUCUCACCGACAACAUGUAUUACAAGCUGAAUGAUGAUGCUGUAAUAGCCAGGCGUUACACCUACCUUGGAUACGCGGUGACAGCAGGUCAUUUCUCUCAGCCGACUACCACGGACGUCGUGGGAGGAGCUCCCCAGGAUGGAGGCAUUGGAAAGGUUUAUAUUUUCAGAACAGACAGACGAUCAGGGUCUUUGGUAAAGAUUUUUCAGGCUUCAGGAAAAAAGAUGGGCUCUUACUUUGGCUCCUCCUUAUGUGCAGUUGAUCUGAACUCUGACGGGCUAUCAGACCUGCUGGUCGGAGCACCUAUGUUUUCUGAGAUCAGAGAUGAGGGUCAAGUCACAGUCUAUAUCAACAGAGGAAAUGGAGUGCUGGAUGAGCAGCUUGUCCUGGAUGGUGAUGGUGCCUACAAUGCGCACUUUGGGGAGAGCAUGGCUGCCCUCGGCGAUAUCGACGAUGAUGGGUUCCCAGAUGUUGCCAUUGGGGCGCCUAAGGAGGAUAACUACAUAGGAGCAGUUUAUAUUUAUCAUGGAGAUGCCAAUGGUAUUGUACCCAAGUACUCUAUGAAGCUGUCUGGGCAAGCGAUAAACCCGAUGCUGCGGAUGUUCGGCCAGUCCAUAUCGGGGGGAGUCGAUAUGGAUGGCAAUGGCUACCCAGAUAUGACUGUUGGAGCCUUCUUGUCAGACAGUGUGGUACUCCUAAGGUGAGAUCAAUAUCCAACCUUCAUCACCAUGACAUCUCCAUUUUUCUGGCCAGCAUCCAUCAAUAUCACAGCCCCUCAGUGCCAUGACGGCUUGCAGCCUGUGAACUGCCUCAAUGUCACAGCAUGCUUUCGCUUCAGUGGCAAGCAUGUUCCUGGAGAAAUAGGUUUGAAUUAUAACUUGACUGCUGAUGUGGCAAAGAAGGAAAAGAGCCAGCAACCCAGAGUUUACUUUGUGACUUCUGGAGAGACAGUGGGACAGGUCACAGAGAAGUUACAACUGUCGUACAUGCAGGAAAAGUGCGAGCAUUACCUAGCAUAUGUCAAGAAAAGAGUCAAAGAUGUCAUAUCUCCAAUUGUAUUUGAAGCUGCCUACAGUCUUGGGGAACAUGUGGGAAGAGGUAAAGAGGACAAGGAACUACCUCCUCUCAAGCCCAUUCUCCGCUGGAAGAAAGGACAAAAGAUAGCACAAAGGAAUCAGACUGUUUUUGAGAGGAACUGUCAGUCUGAUGACUGUGCUGCUGAUUUGAAACUUCAGGGUAAAUUACUGCUAUCUAGUGUUGAUGACAGGACUGCCUACCUGGCCCUGGGAGCAGUGAGGAACAUCUCACUUAACAUUUCCAUCUCUAACAUUGGGGAUGAUGCCUAUGACACCAACGUUUUCUUCAACUUUUCUGGGGAGCUCUUCUUCAUCAAAAUGUGGCAAAAGGAGGAGCUGGGCAUUGCCUGUGAGUUGCUGGAAUCAGACUUCCUCAAGUGCAGUGUGGGAUUUCCUUUCAUGAGAUCGAAAUCUAGGUAUGAGUUCAGUGUGAUCUUUGACACAAGUCACCUGUCUGGGCAAGAAGAAACACUUACCUUCCUUGUCACUGCCCAAAGUGGAAACCUAGAACGCACAGAGUCUCUGCAUGAUAAUACUCUAACCCUGUCAGUGCCCCUGAUGCAUGAAGUGGACUCAUCUAUCAAUGGAGAAGUCUUUCCUACUUCCUUUUUCUAUGGUGAUUCUGUGGAAGCAUCCAACUUUGUUCAACUGGAAAACCACGAAUGCCUUUUCCAGUCUCUCAACUUCACACUGCAGGUUUACAAUGCUGGACCAAGCACUCUCCCUGGUGCUUUUCUUGACAUUUCAUUUCCAAACCGCCUUUCUGCUACUGGAGCUGAAAUAUUUCAUGUUCAGCAGAUGAUGGUUGGUCAGGACAAAGGAAACUGCUCUUUUCACAGAAACCGCAGUCCUUGUGUUGUUCCUCAAGAGAAUGAAAAUAUUUUCCACACAAUAUUUGCUUUUUUCACAAAGUCUGGCAGAAAAGUAUUGGACUGUGAAAGACCAGGCAGGUCCUGCUUGAUUAUACGCUGCAACUUAAGUUCACUGGCAAAAGCAGAGUCUUGUGAUAUAAGUAUUUACACGCUGCUGAACACUGAAAUACUGAAGAAGGACAGUUCAUCAGUCAUCCAGUUUGUCACAAGGGCGAGGGUGCAGGUGGACCCUGACCUCAGGGUUGUAGAGGUGCCCAAUGGGAGUCCAGAAGAAAAGCCAGUGGUCUUUGAGGCUCUACACAAUCUGGAGCCUCGUGGGUAUGUUGUCGGAUGGAUCAUUGCCAUCAGUUUGCUGGUGGGAAUUCUCAUCUUCCUGUUGCUGGCUGUGCUGUUAUGGAAGAUGGGCUUCUUCCGCCGGAGGUACAAAGAAAUUAUUGAGGCCGAAAAGAACAGAAAGGAAAAUGAAGAUAGUUGGGACUGGGUCCAGAAAAAUCAGUGAACUGCCCACAAAAAUGAAAAGCCCGGUCAUGUGACAUGCCCUUGCUAGCCUAUAGGUCCUGCUCUCGUAUCUUCCAUAUGUGGAAGAAGGAAUCUUCUCCAGAUUUUUCGGAGGCCCCAUUGAUGCUGUGUCCUUAUCACUCUAACAAGCUAGGGAACAUAUCCUGAGGCAACCACUGCGGCAAUGUCGGGUGACUGGAGCAAUUUACACUUCAUAUAAGAGCUGAACUUUGAACUUUGGUAACCAAGCUGCAGUGCAGAGCAAUAUUUAUGAAUCCAACUCUGUGGUAUACCCUCAGGGGAAGACUGUUACCUAAAAAUAUUUUUUAUAAAUAUAAGCUUUUUAUAUUGAUUAUGUCUUUAUAUUUGUAUCAAUGUUUUAUAGUUUCUAUUGAAUAGCUAUAUAGUUCACUCAAGCACUGAUAUCUGGCUAAAUCCUUGGAAAUACAUAUAUGUAUAUAUAAAUCCUAUUGUACUUUUAAACUUCAAUGCAAGAGACAAGAAAGAUUUUCAGAUGAAAGUAGCUGGAAAUGUCAUAUGCUUAAUUCACAAGGCUUGGUAAUAUUGUAUAUAGACCAUUUAAUGGCAAUAAGCCAAAGUCUUUUCUCUGUCUCUGUUUUGAGUUGAAUUAGGUGUUUGAUUUAUAAACUAAACAACCUGAAGCGUUAUACAUAUACGGUGUUCUGUAUUUGAGUCUAUGCUUCACUGACCUAAAUGGGAGAGGAUGAAAAUGUUUCCUUGGUGACAUGUACUAAGACUUGUAGCUCACCUUGUAUCACUAAAGAAAGCAUAAAAUAAUGUUUUCCUUUUGGAAGUUUUCUCUUGCAGUCUCUAGUAUUGUGGUCUAGGACUGGACAGUUGAGAUACCAAAAGGAUGUAAUUGGGCCAAGUACUGUGGCAUUGAUAAAGUCCUUGGAAUUAAAAAAAAGGAAAAAAAAGAAAAAAAAAGAUGGACCCUUAUUAAUGUUAAGAAGGAUUUUUUUUAAGCUACUGUCAAUGAUUGUGACCUGUUGCUGUCAAAGCAAGAAAGCAAGUGAUGAAUUAAUGCAAGCUAUGACUAUUAUACCUGCCUUGUGAGUUUUAUACACCAGUCAUGAGUUUGUUUAUAUGAUAAUUUUAGGAGAGAUAAGUAGAUGCAAGCAUUGAAAUGUUCUUUGGAUCUUGAGAUUCCCUAUGUGGGUGUUCCUAGUACAGAAUGUCAUCCAUUCAUCAAACGUUAAGAAGGAAGUUAGGCAAGGUGUAGAUGUUAUUGAAUCUCAGAUUGCCACUUUGUUCAUUGGUAACUCCUUAGAAAACCUUUUUUUUUUUUUUUUUUUACUUGAAAGACACUUUUUUGCCAUAUGUCUUCAAAAAGCUCUUGGAUUUUUGACUAGAAACAGUGGAAUUCUGUGAAAGCUUGGUUUUAGAUUCUAUUUGUACUUUGCACCUUGUGUAAAUAAGGAGUAAUUGUGUUAGUAUAAAAUUCAUCUAAGGGAAAGAAAGAUCAAGUUCUACAAUAGAAGAUGAAGGAUUAACGGGAAUGAAUGGUGGCAGGAGAUGUUUCCUCACAUAAGGGUAAAGUAAAAGAACUGCUGGACGUUUGGAAACCUGAAUAUAGGGCACAUGCAAGAAAUCUGUCUGAAAACAUGCCUAAUUCUUGCUCUUCCUUGCAAAUUCAUUUAUGGCUUUAAAAAAAAAAAUAACCUGCUUCCUGUUUGUUCCCCCCCCCCCUCCCCCCCACACACACUGGCAUUAAUUGCCUCCUAUUACUACAGUAUUGAUCAAUAGUUAUUAACUUAACUAUCUGCACCCAUUAGGCAGAAGAUGGUUCUUAAUUGAAUGAAGAAUAUCAAUUUGUAUGACGAAAAAAAAAAAAAGCUAUUAGUCUAUUUGAUUAUCUUUCUUAAAAUAAAUUAUUGUUGAUUUGACAGAUCUGGUAUAGUAAAUGAUCAUUUAAGCUAGAAUCUGAAAAAAAAACUGCUGAGAACAAAUCCUGCUAUAACCACAUGUAUUGGACUGCACAUUUUGCAUCAGAGUGCAAAACCAGAAGGCUCAUAGCCUUUGACUGCACUAUUAUAUUAGAGACUAUAGAAUUUUUCACAGUAUGAUUCUUCUGACAUCACUUAGUUUUUUUCUGCUAGGAGUAUUUAAACCUCAUGUAUCUAUUUUUUCUGUUGUUGUAAAAUACCUAAGAAUGUCAGAUAAAAGUUAGACAUGAAAUUGAUUCAUAAGUAUGAAUUGAGUAUGAAAUUGCUUUAAAUAUAUUCUGAAAAGCAAGUAAUGUGUCCAUUUAUUUAGCUGUAAUAUUUUUCAAUAUCUGACUUCUUUAAAACUGAGUUUAAAAAAAAAAAAAAAAAAGAUGAUUUAAAAAUGAAUUCCCUGAAAAAAAUAAUUCAGGGGACAAGAGAAACAAGUUGUGAAUUUAAACUGAUUUUGAAAAGUUUCCAUCAAAAAAAAAAGAAAUUUCCUUGGAAAAAUUGAAAUGCCUCCAUGGCAUUUCCACUUUUUAAACACAAAAUGACUUUCAGAAAUGCCAAAAAUAUUUCAUUUCAAUAUUUUAAGAAUCAAGAAUAGAUCUUUCUUUGAAACAUCUUUUAAAAGUGUUUGAAGAAGAGAGUUAAAAAAGGUGAAAUAUCUAUUAUUCAUCCUGCACAAGUCCUCACUUAAAGAAAAUCAAGGCACUGGAUAGAUUAGUGAAAAUAAUCCAUAAAUUCUUAGUAUCAUCACUGUUAUGUACUAAGUAGUUCCAUUGUCACACAUGCUUUUGUUUUUCUAUGUAUACUUGUCUUUUUUUUUUCAAAUUACAGUGUUGCUCUUGCUUAGUUCCAGUUAUGAGAGUCAGAUUUGACAAUGAAAUGUGCCAAUACUUAAUAUUAAAAUCCUAUAGUUGCAUCUUUCCACUCUUUAUAGAAGCAGAGGAAAAAAAAAAAAAAAGGAAAGAAAAGAAAGGGGAGCCAAAGUACUCACUAAUAUCAAUUGUCUGCAAUCAGUUUCAGAAAUCUUAUGAAAAUGUAGUGUACUUCAAGAAUGUAUAGCAAAUCACUGUGCUACAGUUCAGCUGUUUUUUAUUUUAAUUAAAAAAAUAUAAUAAAUGUAAUUGUAUCAAAAUGCAGAGGCAUGGUUACUCUGGAAAUUGCUUCUAGGGUUCUGGAAGUUACCAUCUGUCAGCUGCUUGUUAGUUCCUUUGUGCUGUACCGCUCACGCAGUAGGGCUGGUGGAAGUCAUUGUAUGGGUUCUCCCAGUUAAUCUAUUUCAGGACUAAGUCAUUGUUUGUCUUGGACAACUUCAUCGAAAGGUUUGUUGAAUUGGCAUUGCUUUAUUAUUUUUUCUUUCCCCUGUAAAAGGCUCACUUUGCACUGGCUGUAAGCUAUGCAGGUGGAAGCUUAGAAGUGGGGCAUUAACAUUUUCAAAUGUGUCAUCUAGCACCUGAGAGAUCUUUUAUUUUAACCCUUAAGUUAUUUCUGUAAUGUGUAGAUGUCUUCUUUCCAAUAGUACCCUUAUAGUUGCUUUUAGGGCAGGAAGAAAACAAUCUCAGAAAAUAUGAAAGGGAAAAAUAUGUUAAGGGAGAAUUCACUUAAUGCAGAACCCAUACUGUUGCAACCCCAUUUACUUUCUAUCUUCAAGAUGGAAUUCAAGAAGGGGAUCACAGUUCUUUCCAAGUUUAGCACAAGGGCGAAUUUUACUUCCCAAGAGCUGAGAGUGUUUGCCACUUUUCACAGCAUGCUUUGCGUGCAUUUCAUUUGCAAACCAAAAUUCUGCUCUUGGUAGUGAAUUUCUGUCAGUUCACCGCAAGCAGCAGCAGGGCUACUGUGUUCUGAGACUGUUUUGGGGGUGCCCUGGUAUUUGGCCAUUAUUGUUAAUAAAAAUACUAGGUAUGUUUUACUGAAUAAACCUACAAUGAGGAAAUCACUUGGGUUAUCUGAGAGAGAAACUGUGCUUGAUGUGAACCUCAAGCCCUUGAACCACUUGAACAAUCCUUUCAUCUCAAAGUGGGAAAGGUUUUUCUCAAUGCCUAGCGUACCAAGUGAGGACAGCCCUCUCUACCUUGAUACAUGAGAAGGAAGGGCCCUAUCUACAAGUCAGUCAUAUGCGAGUAAUUUGGCUUGCUGAAAGCAACAGUUGCACAAAGAUUGUGUUUGGCAAUAUUUAGUAUUGACUUUCUUGAAUGUCUUCUGUUUAUGGGCACAUUUUGGAGUCUUGCACAAGUUUCAAGCAUAGUAUCCAUGUGAUGUGGGAAUAUAUAAUAUUGCUUUAAGGAUUAAGGAAGUCAUAGAACUAAUUUCUAUGUUUUUCCAAGUCCAAACAGAUGCUAAGGGUUCUUAGAUAAAAAUGAAAGUAGGAUUUGGUUCCUUUACUGUACAUUCAUUAAACUGGCAUGAAGACUAUAAUGGCUUUUGGAGCAUGGUUUGCAUAUGCAGUAGGGUACCCGCAUCAUCACCUUUUUCUUAGAAUGUCACUCCUUAUGUAUUGUAAAAUUGUAUGUCUUUUUGUGAGCUUGUGGUUGGAAGAAUGUGUUCACUCUUAUUGAUGUCACCUGUAUUUAGAAGCUCAUGUUCACCUGUAUUCUAAUUCACUUGCACUGUUUUGGAAAUGUCAGGUUUACAAAAAUACAACUUUUUUUUUGAAUAAAAAGUGGCUGCAAAAUUAUGCUAA